Messenger RNA from Anopheles arabiensis, 5852 nucleotides. RefSeq names its product protein gustavus (gene gus). The coding region runs from base 1243 to 2316 and encodes 357 amino acids. Gene Ontology annotation, biological process: proteasome-mediated ubiquitin-dependent protein catabolic process. The transcript is spliced from 3 exons. Lineage: Eukaryota; Metazoa; Arthropoda; Insecta; Diptera; Culicidae. The record is from RefSeq and is a predicted model, not a curated record. Gene Ontology annotation, molecular function: protein binding. Gene Ontology annotation, cellular component: SCF ubiquitin ligase complex.
CCGUUCAUUCACUUGAAUUUAGUACGCGAAGCAAGCUGCCGGUCGCCGAUCGAAGUUCCCUGGGCCGUUUCGCACGAAAAAUCCCCAUUGGUUCCUUCGUUUCGCGUUAUCCGUUUCCAUUCGUUAGGCAUUUUGUUUUUCGCGAAACAAUAAGCAAAGCAGAACGUGUGUUGUACCCAUUUGUUAGUGUGCUAGUUUUUCUCGUACUUCCCGUGUCCUGCUGCUGUCAACGUUAAGCGAAACAGCGCUUCGCAUCGAUCUCAACCCGAUCUCCCGAGCAGGAAAAGGCUUCAGUUUUAAACGUAACCGAAUAAAAAAAAUAAUAUCGGACUGCCGAGCGCACGUGUACGCGUUAUCGGUCGUUGUUCGUACGUGCAUUUAAAGUGUUAUUUUGUGCAUGUGUGUAUCGUCGUGCAUGCCUGGGAAAAUAUGUGUCUUUGCAAAGUUACGGUGAAACGGAAGGGCUUCGAAAAGCCAGAUAAAGCGACAUCAAGCCAUUAGUGGAGAAAUAUAAUAAAUAUUAAAAAAUGGUACCCAUUACUAACAAUUGCUCGCCAUCUUUUUCAACCACAAGGAAGAAGAGUUGUAACGCGUGAAAAUACAAAAAGGCUACGUAGUGAAGGAGCUAAGCAUACUAGAACCAAGUCGACGAACCAAAAAAAUUAGAUGCGCUCGUGGCGUAUGUGUGUGUAUGUGUAUGUAGAGUGAUCAUCUUUCCAUUGGUGCUAAUUAAGUAGGCUCCGUUGUUGCUAUCGGUGUGUUUUUGCGGUUUUGUUUCACAUCGUUGAAAGCAAAACGCUUUGUUGUCACGUGUUGUGUGCAAAACCGAAUACUUAGAAGGAAAAUAUAGUACAAAAAUCCUUAUUUCGUUCAAUCGCAUAGAGUACGACUAGGGUCGCAUUUUAUCAAAAACACAAGCGUUCAAAAGGCGAAGCAAACAGUGUGAUAAAUCUCCAGUGUAAACGUUAUUCUACGUCAUACGAUACGAAAACGAAUCGGAUGCAGCGCAAAAGUAAACCGUCACUUCCAUUCUAUCUAAGGUAGUGGAAACAGUGAGCAAAGUAUUUGGCAGCAGCAAGCUCCAGCACCAACAAGGCCGUCAGCAGUAUUGUAACAAAGCUUGGAUAUCUUAGUCCACCAUCUUCCGGGAUAAAGAUUGUCAUCGUUAUUCCUGGAUAGCUACAUCAAGCGAAAGUGUGGAAAAGAAGCGAGAGCAAGACAACAGACCCAAAAGACAGCUAAAUGGAAGUAGCACGAAAAAGAUACAAAUCUAGCCGGGGUCCGGUGUUAAGGUCAAGCGAACGUCGCCGUCCACAGAGUAUAUCGUCAUCCACCCCUGCACUACUGCCGCGCGUGGUCCUGAACCGCAUCGAUCCGAGAGACUGCGAGCAGCGCAUUCGCGUGUCGUACAAGGUUGCCAUCCGUAGCACCAGAAGCAGUCGCACAAACAACACCAGCAGCAGUCACAGUGGCAUGAAUAUGGGCCAAAAAAUCAGUGGCAGCGUCAAAACGGUCAGCCGCGAUCAGCCGUCCCCGUUCAUUCCGAAGAUUCCCCGCGAACUGGCCGCUCACUUCCAGCGCCCCGCUCGGCUGGACGUCCUGCUCGAUAUGCCACCGGCACCGCGAGAAACGCAGCUCAAAUAUUCCUGGAACUCGGAGGACCGAUCGCUAAACGUGUUCGUCAAGGAGGAUGACAAAAUGACCUUCCACCGACAUCCGGUGGCACAAAGCACAGACUGCAUACGGGGCAAGGUGGGCUUCACCAAGGGCUUGCACGUGUGGGAGGUGUUCUGGUCGACACGGCAGCGCGGAACGCACGCAGUGAUCGGAGUGGCGACCGCGGAAGCACCCCUGCACUCCGUAGGUUAUCAAAGCUUAGUCGGCCUGAACGAGCACAGCUGGGGCUGGGACCUGGGACGCAAUAAACUGUUCCACAACUCCAAGUCCUGCCCGGGUGUCACCUAUCCUGCGAUACUGAAGUCGGAGGAAACGUUUCUGGUGCCGGACAAGUUCCUCGUCGCACUCGACAUGGACGAGGGUACGCUCAGCUUUAUCGUCGAUGGCCAGUAUUUAGGUGUGGCGUUCAAGGGACUGAAGGGGCGUAAACUUUACCCGAUCGUAUCGGCCGUCUGGGGGCACUGUGAAAUAACGAUGAAAUAUAUUGGCGGCUUGGACCCCGAACCGCUACCACUAAUGGAUCUCUGCAGGCGCGUCAUCCGCCAGAGAAUCGGCCGGACGUAUCUAGAGGAACGUAUACCAAACCUAGCCCUGCCGCAAUCGAUGAAAACCUAUCUAUUGUACCGGGAUCGAAGAUAAUAAAACGUCCGACAAGCGGCUGCAGACAUGCUAUAGGAGAAGGGAAGGGGCUUCGAUGAGUCUAACAAGGGCGAAACACCAUCAUCACCAUGGAAAACGACAGCAAACAUAACACACACACACACCUCCACGAAAAAUGUUCAACCGAAUCCAUCAACAGAGCAACCACCACACAACAUCCUCCCGGCGAUGCAUGCGUUCGUCAUGAAGUGUAGUGCUUCGCCGAGUGGAGGUAUUCUUCUUGUAUUCUGAUUUUGGCUUCGUCUUCAUCAACCGCCGAUAAUGCGCUAACGCAUCAUCCUCCAGUAAUGUGCCAGCCAGCGAUCGAGUUUUUUUUUGUUUGUUAGUUUUGUUUUGCUUUGCGGUUUCUCGUCUAUCGCCAGCCAUUUGCGUGCAAGUUAUGUGCACUGUUAGAAACAAUAGUGUGUGUAGAUGGUGAUAAAGAACACAAGCUCACAAUCUCGGGUCUUGGGUCUCUGUAGCUAUUGCGAUUUAGAAGGAUAGUAGCUCUAACUACUACCGUCUCACUUAGACAAUGGGAAGCAGAGGUCGAGCUCGAAAUCGAAAUCCUAAUUUUACGAUCAUAACACCGACCAAGGCAGCACGGCUAUUAAGUAUAGAUUAAUAAUUGUGUCCACUGCCUAUCCCGGCGAAGAUUACGAUAGCUUACUAUUACACUUAAUUUUAUUGGACUAAUUUUUAUGGACAUUUUAGGACGUGGUAAAAUAUUAAAUUUGCGCUGCAUUAGACAAGCAUAGCACAUGAGUCAGAGAAAACAAAACAACAAUCAGCUCGAAGUCUUGACCUGAAAGCAUCGUGAUUAUUUGCUGGUACGAUCCGUGUAGUCAGACCAUAUAGUUUUGAUUUAUUUCACAAUCCUGUACUACUUUGUGAUAAAGAUAAAAUAGUGUAACAACAUUCAAAAGCAAAAUCGUUCGUAUAUGAAGUCGUUGCGGUGUGCAUGUGGUAUGAUGGUAUGACAGAACAUUUCCCAACACGAAGUAAAAGAACCCUUGUCCACGAAGGAUCAAUUGGCAAUUGGCACUGCUAGCUGCCUGGGAGGGUUUUGAAAACACAACCACACUUGCAUUCAUGUUUCUAUGUGUGUGUAUGUGUGUGUUGUGUGUAUUCCAAGUAGUGUUCCGGAAUACGAUCGCCAUGGGAUUCGCGAGAAACCAGUUCAGUCAGCGGACACUCUCAGCAAGCAGGGUGUGAUUAUAAGCAAUAAUUACUGAUAAACAGACUGGUGGAGGGAGUGUAGAGUGUAAAGCCAGGAGAGGGGAUCAACGACGGCUACGGGAUGUGGUGACCACCGCCUUUCGCACAAAACUCUUACCACAACCCUGGUAACAGCACAACCUCUCAUUAUACAUUUAUAUACAUAGUAACUACACACAAACAAACAAACAAACAACCAUUCUGAGCGCAGAGCCCACACCACGAGCCUCUUCCAUAGGACGUCUCUUUUUUGGGAUGACACAACAAAUAGUGGCAUAAUUGAUCUAAACGCGAUGCAAUAAGUUUUCUAUUCUGCCUGUCCGUUCAUGUCGGUGCAACGCGUGAAAGCGAACGAAACGAGCGCCUACGGAACGGAAAAUUGAAUGAGACACUAUUGAAACUACGGUUAACGAUAACACACACACACGAAACCUUAGCAUAAAAGCAAAAUGUGCGGUACAGUAAACAAGGGAAAAAAGGGGAAAGACUCAUGAACCGCGGCCGGUACUUGGUCUCGAGGAAGGCACGAGAAAAAAGCACGCAGAACUGCUGUAUAUUUGCGAGGGGGCUGUUGUGUCUUUGGCAGGGUGCAUUUUGUCGCAAGCUUUUUGUAAGAUAUGCUCCAAAUGAUAUGGUGAGCAGAGCUGUAACGGACAAAGGCAAACACGCAGCGCUCUCUGGCGCUUGGUUUUUCGGAGGGAUUGGCGCUUCCAAGACCGACACGAUUCACCCUGGUGGACUCAACGACAACCACGACGACGACGACGACGAUGACGAUCACUAUACCCAACCACCACCAAUUCAUGAUAUAUGAUGGACCUCCGGGUGUCAGAUGGCGUUUCUCCUUUGACAUUGUGGCCCGCUCUACUUCCAAUUAGUUCUUUUUUGUUUUGUUUUGUUUUUUUUUUGGUUGUAUGUACUACGACGCAAGUUGUAAACACUAGACAUACGCCGAAUAUCGUCACCCCCCUUCCUCACCAUCCUUACCUCUCUCCUCAAGGUAGCCAAUUUUUAAAUCUAAUUCUCCUUUGCAUGAUGUGUGUGCAACAAGAAAGCUCGAUGUGUACAUGUUUUAGAGUUUAAUUUUGUUUUUUGUUUUAACUUUUUCAUCCGCAAAAAAGCAAUACGCGGAUGCGGACGUCGCGCUCAAAAUUCUAAUCCCACGCUUUUGCUUCCAAUGUUCUCCAUCCCUAGCAGAGCACCCCUUUUGGUCAACUUUUUUAUAUUUCUAUUCAUUCAGCGCGCCCCUUUUUUCGAACGAAGGAUCAAACGAAUGAAUCAAUUGAUAAAUACACAUGCUUACACACACACACACCCUAGGACACUGAAACAAAAUGCCCCUCUUCACCCCCCCCCCUUCCCCUCUCAAAACGGACUAGAAAUCAUGGCGGUAAAGAGUAUCGAUAAACUGUGUUCUGUUUUUAUAAGCUUUUUUUUUAACAAGAAAACAAAAAAAUAUGUAAAAUAGUUUUUUUUAGUAAAAAAAAAGAAGAAAGAUAAACGAUAUUGUGAAACACGUGCAUGAUUGAGAUAUAAACAGUGCGCACGCGUGCGCGCGACGUGUGAUCGAGAGCCAGAAUAUAGCAAGCUAGCGCGAAGGAACGAAUGGGUUCAAGCAAAGUAAAGUGCGAUAUAAGGCAGCAAGGGCAAACAUCCUUAACACAAUGGCAAUGAAAGGCGACGAGUGCGUGAUAGCGGACGGAGACGAAUUAUGCACGGUAGGGGCUAAGUAUGCAUGAGGCUGCGUGAUUGUGACACUACUGUGUGUGUUCGUAUGGGGAUGUUUGGGAUGCGAGAUUAUGAUGAUAAUAUACUGCCUACGUAUGAAUGGGAACGAGCAAACGGAAUUAACGCUGAGUAAAAGAGAGAGAGAUAACGUAUGUGUGAGUGUGUGUGUGAGAGAGAAAGAGAGAUAGAGAGAGAAAGAGAACGAUCGAUUGCGGGAAUUGUGUAUGAAUGUGCUAGGACAAGGCAACGAAAAUAGACAAGAAAAUAUCGUUCCGCCAACGACGUGUGCGGAGGAGACUAAAGUAUAUAUAAUAUAGAGCAAAAUGUGAGGAAAAUUAAGCAAGAGUUUAGAGAAAGCAACAACAGCAACAACAACAACAAAAAAACAACAAAAUCACACAGAUAGCUUGACCGAGCAAACCGCUUCGUCGAGUAAGAUUAGGUCGAAGUAAGAGAGUGCAUGUGAAUGAAGAGAAAGCAUUAUAAGAGCGCGCCCUUCCGUUAGUGUGUGUGCAUUUAACGAGUGAAUGACUCCCGAUGAUGAUUCCUCUUGUUUAAUAAAUCUACUGGACUGACAAUGUGAGACAAAA